UUUCCAGCCAGCUGUGGCAUUCUGCAAUUCCGGCGGCCAUCGUCGGCGGCAUCUGGCACUCGAGCGGCAUGCCCGCCCCGGGCGGCAUUGAACCAGCAGACUGCGGCGCUACUAUGGUCUGUGAACCAGCACUCUACUGUGUAGCUUACAAGCCCGAAAAUAUGGACCCCCUGUAACGGUAACGGGAACCUUCAAACCUCCCUACCCAGCAGAAGCCUCCGUGAUCACGUACACCCACCCUAACCGCACAACACUUCGACCACCACGCGUUUCCCACUCUCGGUCUGGGCAUUGAACGCAAAGUGGAGGAGCAACAGUCAGAGCCUCUUUUCGAGAUUGACGAACCCCAGAUUCUCCAUUCCGGCCAUCGGAAUCGGAUAACUGUCCAAGUCCCCGUUGCCCCGGACCCAACUGUGCAAGUUUCCCCGCGACAACCCGAAUCGCCAUCACUCCUCACCCACGCAUCUCUUUGAAGUUGACUAAAUUCUCGCUUCACGCGUCCUUUAUUUAAACGGAUAUAUUCUUCAGUCAUCUUCAAUUCUUCACCAUGACGGUCACCAACGAGCUUUGGAGACAUCCGGAUCCCCAGUCCACGCAGAUGUGGAAGUUCCUUGAGCAUGUAAACUCCAAGUACGGUCUCCAGCUCAACGAUUAUCCAUCCCUCUACAAGUGGUCAGUCGACAACGUUGCUGCCUUCUGGGAAGAGGCCUGGCACUUUACCGGUAUCAGGCAUUCCAAGCUGUUCGAUGAGGUGCUCCCUGAACAUGCGCCCAUGUUACCUAGGCCUGACUUCUUUGCUGGUGCCCGACUAAACUUCGCCGAGAACCUCCUGUUCCCUGGAAAUGCCCAAGUCAACGGAUCUGAUGUUGCUGUCAUCACAGCCACUGAAAACGACGAGCACCUCACCGAAACCACAUGGGACGAGCUGCGAGAGCAGGUCCGGCAAUGCUCCAAUGCCCUCCAAGCUGCUGGAGUGAAGGAGAAUAGUGUUGUUGCUGGCUUUGUUGCUAACCACGUGCAAGCCUUGGUCGCCCUACUGAGUGCUGCCUCCCUCGGCGCCAUCUGGACGGGAAUCAGCCCUGAUAAUGGUGUCAGUGCCGUCUUGGACCGUCUUGUCCAGAUCAAGCCCAAGGUUCUCUUCUCCGAUAAUGCCACUCUCUAUAACGGCAAGGAGUGGUCCGGCAAGGCCAAGACCCUCGAGGUCGUCGAGGCGCUACAGAAGCACGGACUCGAGCUCGUUGUCGUAGUUAAGGGCCUUCAGAACUUUGAGACCGGACUGGACGAGAUCCGCGUCAAGGGCGUCAAGGCGGAGGAGUACGAUGAGUUCCUUCACAGCUCGCCCAAAGAGGAGCCCCUCGUCUUCGCCCAGCUUCCUCCCUCACAUCCUCUCUACGUCCUCUAUUCCAGCGGCACCACCGGCCUGCCCAAGGCCAUCGUCCACACCGCCGCCGGCACCCUUCUCCAGCACAAGAAGGAGCUCUUCAUCCACUCUAACCUCUCCCCGCGAUCGCGCAUGCUCUACUACACCACCACCUCGUGGAUGAUGCACCACUGGUCCGUUUCCUCGCUCUCAUGUGGCGCCUCGCUGGUCCUCUACUCCGGCUCCCCCUUCCGCCCGCACGGUUACCUAUCCCUCCCGCGCCUGCUCUCCUCCCUGAAGGUAACCCACUUCGGCACCUCGGCCGCCUACCUGACCACGCUCGAAGCCAACAGCGUACGCCCCAUCGAUCCCGUCCACAACCUCGACCUCUCUUCUCUCGAAGCCAUCUAUUCCACCGCCGCCCCCCUCCCCCCUUCUACCUUUGCCUUCGUCUACACUGCUUUUCCCUCCACCAUCAACCUAGCCUCUAUCACUGGCGGCACAGACAUCAUCUCCCUCUUUGGCGCCCCUUGCCCUCUUCUCCCGGUCCGGGCGGGAGAAGUCCAAUGCGCCGGUCUAGGAAUGGCCAUCAGCGUAAUCGAUUCUGCCUCCGACGCCUCCGACCCCCGCCCUGUCGACCCCGUCGGCUCCGAAGGCGAUCUUGUCUGCCUCAAGCCGUUCCCCUGCCAACCUCUGACUUUCUUCGGCCCCGGAGGCGACGACAAGUACCGUGCCGCUUACUUUGAGCGCUUCGGCACGGCCAUGUGGCACCACGGCGACUUUGUGCGCAUGAACCCGUCCACGGGGGCGUUGGUCAUGCUGGGCCGCUCCGAUGGCGUGCUCAAGCCCGCCGGUGUCCGCUUCGGGUCUGCCGAGAUUUAUAACGUGCUCAUCCGCUUUUUUGCUUCUGAAGUCGAAGACGCGGUGUGCGUAGGCCGCAGACGCGAGUUUGAUCGUGAUGAGACCGUUUGCCUUUUUGUGGUCAUGGUGCCCGGCAAGUCGUUUACUUCGGAACUGAGGGAUCGGAUCAAGAACGUGAUUAAGCGCGAGUUGAGUCCUAGGCAUGUACCGGGCGUGGUGGAGGAGUGCGGACCGGCGGGUAUUCCGAGGACCGGGAAUGGGAAGAAGAUUGAGGUUGCUGUUAAGCAGAUUUUGAGUGGGUUAAAGGUGAAGACGAAUGCGAGUGUGGCGAAUCCAGAGGCGUUGGAGUGGUUUAGGACGUGGGCGAAGGCGGCGGAGGAGCAGUUGCCUAAGUAGGUGGAUGAGUACGCAAAUAGAUGAUGACCCGUUGUAAGAUGCUGAAGAGAAAGGCAAUUUUGCUGUGGUGAAUGGGAUGUACAUCUAUGGAUGGCCAAUGGGUAUCUGAUAUGAUAGGAUAUGGGAUUGGUCUGGGGAUAAAUGAACAUGAUAGAUGGACACAUAUAAAGUGGGGGGGGAGGGGGGGGAGGGCGGAUAACGUUCUCAUGCUUUGCUUUGUCUAUGAAACACGAGUUACUAGCAUUAGAGAUACCGCGAACCGGUAAUGAGAAAACCAGGUUAUCUAACAUUGAAAGAAUAGAGACACUGGAAUGACCGCAA
This is a messenger RNA of Neurospora crassa OR74A, 2938 nucleotides long. RefSeq names its product acetoacetyl-CoA synthase. Gene Ontology annotation, molecular function: acetoacetate-CoA ligase activity. The record is from RefSeq and is a predicted model, not a curated record. The transcript has 2 exons. Gene Ontology annotation, cellular component: cytosol. The coding region runs from base 548 to 2617 and encodes 689 amino acids. NCBI's taxonomy places the organism in Eukaryota, Fungi, Ascomycota, Sordariomycetes, Sordariales, Sordariaceae. Gene Ontology annotation, biological process: lipid metabolic process.